CAGAGGCGGAGGGGCGCGCGGGGCAGCUCCAGCUUGGCUCCUAUCGCGACGCGACCAUGAAACUUCAGGCAGCGGCGCCCCCGCCUUUUUUCCCGCUCCGGCCGUUCCUGCUGCUGCUGCUGCUGCUCCUGCAGGCUGUGGCAGGACGAAGCUCCCUUUACGGCAACCGCUACGCCGGGGAUAAAGUGCUACGGGUUGUUCCUGAGAAUGAGAAGGCAGCAGAGACACUGAAGAUCCUUUCUCAACAACUUGAGGUAGACCUGUGGCAGCCUGGCAGCAUCUCCUACAUCUCAAAGGGUGCAGUUACAGACAUACGUGUAUCAAGGAACAAUUCGCAAAUUCUUCUACCUUACCUACAACAAGCAAACAUCCAAUAUACAGUCCUCAUAUCUGAUCUGCAAAAAGCAGUAGAAAAGCAAAGUGGUUUGGGGUCAUCCAGGAAUCGUAGAUCAUUACCAGGAUACAGCUAUGAAAUAUAUCAUUCACUGGAGGAAAUUCAAAGUUGGAUGUAUCAUCUGAACAAAACUCAUUCAGAUCUUGUCCACAUGUUCUGUGUUGGCAAGUCAUAUGAAGGAAGACCACUUUUUGUGCUAAAGCUAGGCAAAAGAUCACGCCUUUACAAGAAAGCUGUCUGGAUAGACUGUGGAAUCCAUGCAAGAGAAUGGAUUGGACCAGCAUUUUGCCAGUGGUUUGUGAAAGAAGUUCUCCAGACAUAUCAAAGUGACCCAGCCAUGAGAAGAAUGUUAAAUCAACUGUAUUUCUACAUCAUGCCUAUUUUUAAUGUGGAUGGAUACCAUUUUAGCUGGACCCAGGAUCGAUUUUGGAGAAAAACAAGAUCAAAGAACUCAAGAUUCCGUUGCCAUGGCGUAGAUGCCAAUCGUAACUGGAAGGUGAAAUGGUGCGAUGAAGGGGCUUCCACCCACCCCUGCGACGACACAUACUGUGGUCCUUUUCCUGAAUCUGAGCCAGAAGUGAAGGCUGUUGCUCACUUUCUUCGCAAACACCGGAAGCAAAUAAAAGCUUACCUGUCCUUUCACGCGUAUGCCCAGAUGUUGUUGUAUCCCUACUCUUACAAGUAUGCGACUAUUCCCAAUUUCAGCUGUGUGGAAUCUGCUGCUUUUAACGCUGUAAAUGCCUUGCAGUCAGUUUAUGGGAUAAGAUACCGAUAUGGCCCUGCCUCCAGCACUUUGUAUGUGAGUUCUGGCAGUUCUAUGGAUUGGGCAUACAAAAAUGGCAUCCCAUAUGCCUUUGCAUUUGAGCUGCGUGAUACGGGGCAUUUUGGAUUCCUACUGCCGGAGACCCUAAUUAAACCAACGUGCACAGAGACCAUGCUGGCUGUUAAAAAUAUAACCAUGCAUCUGCUGAAAAAAUGUCACUAGGGUUUGCAGCAAAGGGCCAGAACUGUAUUUCUUUUUAACUGUUAUUGAAAAUGUUUAUUACUUAGACAAUGUCAAGUCAAUGGAGCUUAGAAUCUGUCCUGCUGGUGGAGAUCAUCAAAGUGGGGGGAAAUGACAUUCAUAUUGCAUGUAGGUUGAAGAGUGUGAUACAUAUUCAGGGCUAUGUGUAUAAUGGAAUCAUACACUCAAGUGUAGACAUCGGUUUUGAGCUGGAAAGAGUAUGGGUUGGCAAGGUUGAAGAAAUUCUAAGAGCUGGGGCUGAUAGUACAGCAGAGAUGGGCAACCUGUAGCCUUUAAAUGUGAGACUCUAACUCAGGCACCCCCAAACUGCGGCCCUCCAGAUGUUUUGGCCUACAACUCCCAUGAUCCCUAGCUAACAAGACCAGUGGUCGGGGAAGAUGGGAAUUGUAGUCCAAAACAUCUGGAGGGCUGCAGUUUGGGGGUGCCUGCUAUAACUCCUGUCAGCCACAGCUAGCAUGACCAGAGGUCAGGGAUGAUGGGAGUUGGAGUCCAGUGUGAUUUUCUUUGGACAGUGUAUGAAAAAUAAAUGUAAGCCCUGUCGAGGAGGGGGUCGCUUUCUCGAGUCCUCCCUCCAAGAUACUAAUCAAUCACACGCAGGCACCGAAGGGGUUACCAGGUUUAUUGACAUCUUUUCUGCCACCAACUACAGAGCAUAAAAUAGCAAGUUUAAAACAUGACAUGCCCCCCGUCCCCCCGCAGGUUAACUCAAAGAUUUAUAGGGGCUGGGGAAUGCUGGCAACCAGCCAGCCCCAUCACAUGCUCCCACUUUUGGGACUAAUUGUUGCCACCUGCCUGAGGGGCCCCACCCAGCGGUACUUGCUCACAGGAUCACUAAUUUAUGACAAGCCCUGGCCCUCUGUUAUUAGCGUAAAUAAUUGUUGUGGUGCUUACCACAACAAUUAACACAUCGUCUCUGAGUUGGCAAGAAUGGACUGUACAAGGACUGCAUUCCCUCGGUGGUAGUUUGUUGGGGGUCACAUACCAGAAGUGCAUGGCAGAAUAACAUGGACAUGACAACUAAUUUUCUCUUUCUGCCAUUCCUUUCCCUCCCAACUACCCACCUUUUUUCUCACCCUCUUUGUCUUUCAGUCUCCACUCCUCCCACCCACCCCCUACCCCAUAUUUUUCUGCGUCUUGAAAUUUGGAUGAGGGCCACAGGUUGCCUACACUUAGCCUGGAGAAUAAUAUAUGUGAGCCUUAUUGCUUAGGAGUUGUGGAACAGUGAUCCAAUCUAGUUGUAGUUCAUACAUAAUUGGAAUUAAUGCAGAUGGACAACGUCCACAUUUGGAUGUGCAGUAAGAUGUGCUUUCCAAUCUAGAAAAUGAUGCAGCUUCCACAUGAGAAACUCCUUCAUUGGAUUGGGGUGAAAAUGUGCAACUGUACAGGCCUUUGCUCCCCUGAUACUUCUUUUAACAUCAGUUGUAAAUGGAAAUUUUAUAUAUUUUGUUUUUAAUAACACCGGAACUUGUUAAA
Molecule: messenger RNA, 2891 nt
Organism: Zootoca vivipara (common lizard)
Lineage: Eukaryota; Metazoa; Chordata; Lepidosauria; Squamata; Lacertidae
Gene: CPA6
Product: carboxypeptidase A6
Biological process (GO): proteolysis
Molecular function (GO): zinc ion binding; metallocarboxypeptidase activity
Source: RefSeq, a predicted model, not a curated record